This is a messenger RNA of Aplosporella prunicola CBS 121167, 1437 nucleotides long. RefSeq lists its product as uncharacterized. The record is from RefSeq and is a predicted model, not a curated record. NCBI's taxonomy places the organism in Eukaryota, Fungi, Ascomycota, Dothideomycetes, Botryosphaeriales, Aplosporellaceae. Gene Ontology annotation, molecular function: syntaxin binding. The transcript is spliced from 3 exons. Bases 1 to 1437 code for a protein of 478 amino acids.
AUGACCGACGAGGCCCCAGUUCCCAUGGCGACCGCACCUCCACCUGCCGGCCCGCCGGCCAAGAAGGCCAAAAGCAAGAAGGGCGCGGACCCGAGGGACGCGUCGGAGCAGAUCGCGGCCAAGAUUGCGCAGCUGGAGCUGGACGCCGCGGGGGAGAAGGACCAGGACAUUGAGAUUGAGCGAGAGGUCAAAAAGGCGAACCGCGAACUGUCGCAGCUGCUGUCGUCCAUCGAGUCGCCCAUGAAGCGCGUGGACGAGGUGCGGAAGAGGUACUCGUCGCUGCUGGCAGACAUGAAGCGGACGGAGCGCGAGCACAUCAAGUCCAAGAAGCGCGCCGACCAGCUCCAGAAAGAGAAGGACACGGGCAAGACGGAUCUGAACAAGAUGACGACGCUGAAGGAGCGGCUGGAGAAGAUGUCGCGCGACCUGACAAAAGAAAACAAAAAGUUGAAGGAGGAAAACAUUCAGCGCGACCAGCAGGAGUCUAGGCACCGCGAGGAGCUGCAUGACCGGCUUGAGCGCAUGAUUCUGGACGUCGAGGAGGCCAUAAUGCUAAAGGAGAACCCGGAGCCGCAGCCCGUCGACAUGGACGCGGACAAACUAUUCGAAGAAAAGUUCAAGUCGUUCGUCGAUCAAUGGGAGUGCCGCGAGAAGCAAUUCAAGUCGAUUUUGCGCGUCAAGGAGCUGGAGAUCAUCUACCACCAGGCGAAGCUCGACCAGCAGCGCAAGGCGCAAGAGGUCGAGUCGUCCAAGUCCAACCAGCUGACCCGUCAAGUCACGACCUUCUCCCAAACCGAAGCCGAGCUGCGCAGCCAGCUCAACAUCUACGUGGAAAAAUUCAAGCAGGUAAGCUUGCAUAUCUCGCCGCAAGAUGUGCUCGCUGCGGCCUCCUCCGUGUGUUGGAAGAGCCUCUCUGAUAUCAGUCAGGUCGAGGACACCCUGAACAACUCCAACGACCUGUUCCUGACGUUCCGGAGGGAGAUGGAGGAAAUGUCCAAGAAGACCAAGCGCCUGGAGAAGGAGAACCUGGUGCUCACGCGCAAGCAAGAGGCGACCAACAAGAACAUUCUCGAGAUGGCCGAGGAGCGGACGCGCACGCAGCAGGAGAUGGAGAAGCUGCGCCGGAAGAACGAGAACCUCGAGAAGCUGUGCCGGGGCAUGCAGGCGCAGGGGCGCGGGCAGGUGCCGCCCAACGGGCUGGACGCCGACGACGACGGCACCGAGAGCGAGUACCUGGACGACGACGACUACGACGACGAGGGCAGCGAGGAGUAUGACGAGGACACGGAAGAGGAGGCCAUUGACGUGCGCCCGGGGCCCGAAGCAAAGGUUUACGGCCCGCCGCCCCCGCCGCCGCAGCAGCAGCAGGCCUUGGCCAACGGCGGCAAGGUCAAUGGCAGGGUGAACGGCCAGGCCAAUGGCGUGAGGCAGUCGUAA